ACCGCCGCGGGGCAUGCUGGGGCUUGUAGUGCAGCGGCCAGGGCGCCCGCCGGCCGCCAUGUGCGCGGCGGCCCGCGGCGGGCGGGCGGCGGCCCGGCGGCUGAGCGCGGCCGCAGCCGGGGCUGGGGGGGCGGCAGGAGCGAGCCGGGUCGGCGGUGCAGCCGGUGCCCCAAAGCGCAGCAGGAGGGGGAAGAGCAUCACCAUCGCCUAUGAAUCCGCGCAGGGGGAUGGUGCCGAGGAGGGGGUGCCCAAGCCCAAGAGACCAAAGUGGGAGCCAAGGCACUGGCAACAGCAGCUGGAGCGUAUCCGGGAAAUGAGGAGCAGCAGAGAUGCUCCCGUGGAUCAUAUGGGAGUGCAGAAGUGUUACGACAGCAGCGUGCCUCCGCAGGUUAUGCGCUACCAGGUCCUGCUGUCGCUGAUGCUGUCCAGCCAGACCAAGGACGAGGUGACGUCGGCAGCCAUGUCGCGCCUGAGGCAGCGUGGCCUCACAGUCGACAGUAUUUUGCAGAUGGAUGAUGCGACGCUUGGGCAGAUCAUUUAUCCUGUAGGAUUCUGGAGGAACAAGGUGAAGUACAUAAAACAGACGACAGCCAUCCUGAAGCAGAAGUAUGGGGGCGACAUACCAAGCACUGUGGAGGAGCUGGUGAAGCUGCCAGGAGUUGGGCCCAAAAUGGCCCACUUGGCUAUGCACAUCGCUUGGAACAGUGUGUCCGGGAUAAGUGUGGACACCCAUGUGCACAGAAUCACAAACAGGCUGAAGUGGGUGAAGAAGGAGACCAAAUCCCCUGAGGAAACUCGGGUGGCACUGGAGGACUGGCUGCCCAGGGAUCUCUGGAGGGACAUAAACUGGCUCUUGGUGGGCUUUGGCCAGCAGACCUGCCUGCCUGUGAAUCCUCGCUGCAGAGAGUGCCUCAAUCAAGACAUUUGCCCUGCUGCUAAGAGACGCUGACAGAUCAACCAUGCAACCAAUGCCACAGAGCUGCUUCAGCACAGCAGCAGCCCAGAGCUGAGCCCUAGUAAGGACAUUUUGCACGGGGCUGAGUGUGUGACUUCAGGGAAAGAGGAGCUGCAGCCAGCUCAGCAUCUCUGGGGAAGGAGACGCUUGCCUUGCAAUGUCUGAGCUCUCAGGAGGGAAAAAGUGUCUUUAAAAGUGCAUCAGUCCUGCUGCAGCAGUGCUGCAGGCUCCAGGUCCUGUUUGAAUGCCCAUGCAUGGCCCAGAAGAGCGGCAGGCUACGCAGUGUCAGGAGCAGCUGGCAAGAAACCCUUUGUCCUGCAGAACCUACUGCUGCUUGUAAAUAUACAUUUAAUAAAGGUGAGGGGGGGGGCUCUUUCCACCCA
Dromaius novaehollandiae (emu) is the source of this 1338-nucleotide messenger RNA. It is a transcript of the gene NTHL1, whose product is annotated as nth like DNA glycosylase 1. Gene Ontology annotation, molecular function: DNA-(apurinic or apyrimidinic site) endonuclease activity; 4 iron, 4 sulfur cluster binding; DNA binding. The record is from RefSeq and is a predicted model, not a curated record. The coding region runs from base 14 to 949 and encodes 311 amino acids. Gene Ontology annotation, biological process: nucleotide-excision repair; base-excision repair; base-excision repair, AP site formation. Gene Ontology annotation, cellular component: nucleus. NCBI's taxonomy places the organism in Eukaryota, Metazoa, Chordata, Aves, Casuariiformes, Dromaiidae. The transcript has 6 exons.